This is a messenger RNA of Aspergillus mulundensis, 777 nucleotides long. RefSeq lists its product as uncharacterized. Bases 1 to 777 code for a protein of 258 amino acids. Gene Ontology annotation, biological process: vacuolar proton-transporting V-type ATPase complex assembly. Gene Ontology annotation, cellular component: extrinsic component of endoplasmic reticulum membrane; Vma12-Vma22 assembly complex. NCBI's taxonomy places the organism in Eukaryota, Fungi, Ascomycota, Eurotiomycetes, Eurotiales, Aspergillaceae. The transcript has 3 exons. The record is from RefSeq and is a predicted model, not a curated record.
AUGGCACAGCUCUCUACCCCUCCUGCUUCCCGACAGAGCUCCGAGCUCCCAGAUGCCGAGCUUAAACAGCUCCAAAUAGACGACCCCACGCCGGAUCUCUUAGAAUCUCUCGACGCGCUUCUUGAAAAGUACCUCCACCUUCUCGAUAAGCACCAGAGGCUGCAAAAUGAUCUUGCCUCAAAGCUGUCCUCGGGAUUUCUUUCUCUUGCGCAUGCGAAUUAUACAUGCCAACCGGGCCGACGGUAUGGCGCCGACUACUAUGAUGAACGGAUGAAGGCUUCAAGAAGAGUGAUAUUACAACACCCCUUGUCUUCAAACAGAAAAGACUCUAAAGCUGAGGUGGAGGGACAGCCACAGACAGACGCGCCGGUUGAACGAAUCUUUGCGAUUGAGUUUACCUCACGCGGUGGCGAGGAUGAGCAGACUGACAAAUAUGAGUCGUCAGAGUCGAAUGGGAAGGCCCCAGAGCAGGAGCUUGAGCAGGACAGGAAAAGUAACAACCCCGUGGAAACUACUACAACUCCUCAACCUUUGUCAGAUUCCUCCGACGCAGAGCCCGAGGCAGAUGCAAAGUCCGAGCCUAGAAGACGAGCGAAACGUUCCUGCGAUCCGAUAAGAUGGUAUGGGAUACUAGUUCCGCCUUCUCUUCGCAGUGCUCAGAAGUCUUUCACUGAAGCAGUCGAAGGCAGUUUGCCUGAGCUAGCAGGUAUUGUGGUUGAGAUGCGGGCUGCAGAGAAGGAGAUUUCUAGGUUGCGGGAAGAUUUGGGACGGGAGUGA